AUGAAAGAAGAUACAUGGAGAAAUUCUACGAACACUGGUAGGUCUGUCUGUGAGAGGAUGCAUGGACCAGAAAUUUCUUGGACAAGUAGGCUGACGUCAGGCAUGUAUCAUAUGGGUAGGUCAAGAGACCCUGGUCCAGGUGCCUCUCGAAUUACAUUUUUUCUUGGAUUUCUUAAACCUGAUCACUGA
Dovyalis caffra is the source of this 189-nucleotide messenger RNA. Lineage: Eukaryota; Viridiplantae; Streptophyta; Magnoliopsida; Malpighiales; Salicaceae. The record is from the annotation of a GenBank genome assembly.